GCUGACAUGACAUCGGCCACGGAGUUUGAAAACGUGGGCAACCAGCCACCGUACAGCCGGAUCAAUGCCCGCUGGGCUGCCCCGGACGAUGAGCUGGAUAAUGACAACAGCUCAGCCAGGCUCUUUGAGAGGUCCCGGAUCAAGGCCUUGGCAGAUGAGCGGGAAGUUGUUCAGAAGAAGACCUUCACGAAAUGGGUGAACUCAAACCUGGCUCGUGUGCCCUGCCGCAUCACUGACCUCUACAAGGACCUGCGGGAUGGACGGAUGCUUAUCAAGUUGCUGGAGGUGCUCUCCGGAGAGAUGCUGCCAAAGCCCACGAAGGGGAAGAUGCGCAUCCACUGCCUGGAGAAUGUGGACAAGGCCCUACAGUUCCUCAAGGAACAGCGCGUGCACCUGGAAAACAUGGGCUCCCAUGACAUCGUGGAUGGCAACCAUCGCCUGGUCCUGGGCCUCAUCUGGACCAUCAUCCUUCGCUUCCAGAUUCAGGACAUUGUUGUGGAAACUCAGGAAGGUCGUGAGACGCGCUCUGCCAAGGAUGCGUUGCUGUUGUGGUGUCAGAUGAAGACAGCAGGCUACCCCCAGGUCAACGUCACGAACUUUACCUCUAGCUGGAAGGAUGGCCUGGCCUUUAAUGCCCUGAUACACAAGCACCGGCCUGACCUGAUCGACUUUGAUAAGCUGAAGGACUCGAACGCACGGCACAACCUAGAACAUGCAUUCAAGGUGGCUGAGCGUCAGCUGGGCAUCAUCCCGCUCCUCGACCCUGAAGAUGUCUUCACAGAAAACCCUGAUGAGAAAUCCAUCAUUACCUAUGUGGUGGCGUUUUACCACUACUUCUCCAAGAUGAAGGUGCUCGCGGUGGAGGGCAAGCGCGUCGGCAAGGUCAUUGACCAUGCCAUUGAGACGGAGACGAUGAUUGAGAAGUACAGUGGGCUGGCCUCAGACCUGCUCACCUGGAUUGAGCAGACCAUCGUGGUCCUAAAUAGCCGCAAGUUUGCCAAUUCCCUGACAGGCGUCCAGCAACAACUACAGGCCUUCAGCACCUACCGCACCGUGGAGAAGCCACCUAAGUUCCAGGAGAAGGGGAAUCUGGAGGUCCUACUUUUUACCAUCCAGUCCCGGAUGAGAGCCAAUAAUCAGAAAGUGUAUACCCCUCACGACGGGAAACUAGUGUCUGACAUCAACCGGGCCUGGGAAAGCCUGGAGGAGGCUGAGUAUCAGCGGGAGCUGGCCCUGAGAAAUGAGCUCAUUCGGCAAGAGAAGCUGGAGCAGGUGGCCCGGCGUUUUGACCGCAAGGCAGCCAUGAGAGAGACGUGGCUCAAUGAAAACCAGCGCCUCGUGGCUCAGGAUAACUUUGGGUAUGACCUGGCAGCCGUGGAGGCCGCCAAGAAGAAGCAUGAGGCCAUAGAGACUGACACGGCCGCUUACGAGGAGCGGGUGAAGGCCCUGGAGGACCUGGCCCAGGAGCUGGAAAAGGAGAAUUACCACGACCAGAAGCGCAUCACUGCCCGCAAGGACAAUGUCCUGCGCCUGUGGAGCUACCUGCAGGAGCUGCUGAGGUCCCGGCGCCAGAGACUCGAGAUGACGCUGGCCCUGCAGAAGCUCUUCCAGGACAUGCUGCACAGCAUUGACUGGAUGGACGAGAUCAAGGCUCACCUCUUGUCUGCCGAGUUCGGGAAGCACUUGCUGGAGGUUGAGGACUUGCUACAGAAGCACAGGCUGAUGGAGGCUGACAUCGCCAUCCAAGGGGACAAAGUGAAGGCCAUCACCGCAGCCACCCUGCAGUUCACUGAGGAGAAAGGAUACCAGCCUUGUGACCCCCAGGUUAUCCGGGACCGUGUCAGCCACCUGGAGCAGUGCUUUGAGGAGCUGAGCAACAUGGCGGCUGGGAGGAAGGCCCAGCUGGAGCAGUCUAAGCGGCUCUGGAAGUUCUUCUGGGAGAUGGAUGAAGCCGAGAGCUGGAUCAAGGAGAAGGAGCAGAUCUACUCUUCCCUGGACUAUGGCAAGGACCUGACGAGUGUGCUCAUCUUACAGCGCAAGCACAAGGCCUUUGAGGAUGAGCUCCGAGGGCUGGACACCCACCUGGAGCAGAUCUUCCAGGAGGCAGAGGGCAUGGUCGCACGUAAGCAGUUUGGGCACCCACAGAUUGAGGCCCGAAUCAAAGAGGUGGCUGCCCAGUGGGACCAGCUGAAGGAGCUGGCUGCCUUUCGCAAGAAGAACCUCCAGGAUGCUGAGAAUUUCUUCCAGUUCCAGGGUGACGCUGAUGACCUGAAGGCCUGGCUGCAAGAUGCCCACCGGCUGCUCUCAGGCGAAGACGUGGGGCAGGAUGAGGGGGCCACGCGGGCCCUGGGGAAAAAGCACAAGGAUUUCCUGGAGGAACUGGAGGAGAGCCGAGGGGUGAUGGAGCAUCUGGAACAGCAGGCCCAGGGCUUCCCCCAAGAGUUUCGGGAUUCCCCAGAUGUGACCAACCGGCUGCAGGCCCUCCGGGAGCUCUACCAGCAGGUGGUGGCCCAGGCAGACCUGCGUCGGCAGAGGCUACAGGAUGCCCUGGACCUGUACACAGUGUUUGGGGAGACGGACGCCUGUGAGCUGUGGAUGGGGGAGAAGGAGAAGUGGCUAGCGCAGAUGGAGAUCCCAGACACGCUGGAGGACCUGGAGGUGGCACAGCACAGAUUUGACAUCCUGGACCAGGAGAUGAAGACCUUGAUGACACAAAUUGACGGCGUGAACCUCGCUGCCAACAGCCUGGUAGACAGCGGCCACCCUCGCAGUGGGGAAGUGAAGCAGUACCAGGACCACCUGAAUGACAGGUGGCAGGCAUUCCAGACCAUAGUGUCAGACCGGCGGGAGGCAGUGAACUCAGCCCUGCGGGUGCGUAACUACUGCGUGGACUGCGAAGAGACUAGCAAGUGGAUCGAGGACAAGAUGCAGGUGGUGCAGUCCACAAAGGACCUGGGCCAGGACCUGGCGGGCAUCAUUGCCAUCCAGCGAAAGCUGUCAGGGCUGGAGCGCGAUGUGGCCGCCAUCCGGGACCGUGUGGGUGCCCUAGAGCAUGAGUCGCAGCAGCUGAUGGCCUCACACCCCGAGCAGGGAGAGGACAUUGGGCAGCGGCAGGCGUGUGUGCAGAAGCUGUGGCAGGAGCUGCAGGAAGCCCUGCUAGAGCAGGAAGCCUCGUUGGGUGAAGCCAGCCAGCUCCAGGCCUUCCUGCAGAAUCUGGAUGACUUCCAGGCCUGGCUAUCCAUGGCCCAGAAGGCCGUGGCCUCUGAGGACAUGCCCGAGUCCCUCCCGGAGGCUGAGCAGCUCCUACAGCAGCAUGUGGCCAUCAAAGAUGACAUCGACAGGCACCAAGAGAGCUUCCAGAAUGUCAAGGUAUCCGGGGAGAAUGUGAUCCGUGACCAGACAGACCCCGAGUACCUGCUCCUGGGCCAGAGGCUGGAGGGCCUGGAUGCUGGCUGGGAUGCCCUGCACCGGAUGUGGGAGAGCCGCAACCACUCCCUCGCCCAGUGCCUCGGCUUCCAGGAGUUCCAGAGAGAUGCCAAGCAAGCUGAAGCCAUCCUCAGCAAUCAGGAAUAUACUCUGGCUCACUUGGAGCCCCCAGACUCCCUAGAAGCUGCAGAGGUUGGGAUCCGGAAGUUUGAGGAUUUCUUGGUGUCUAUGGAGAACAACCAGGAUAAGGUCUUGAGUCCUGUGGACUCUGGAAACAAGCUGGUAGCUGAAGAAAACCUCUACUCAGACAAGAUCCUGGAGAAGGUGCAGCUGAUUGAGGACAGGCACAGGAAAAACAAGGAGAAGGCUGAGGAGGCUUCCGUCAUUCUGAAAGACAACUUGGAGCUCCAGCACUUCCUCCAGAACUGCCAAGAGCUCACUCUCUGGAUCAAUGACAAGCUGCUAACAUCUCAGGAUGUCUCCUAUGAUGACGCGAGAAACCUGCAAAACAAGUGGGCGAAGCACCAGGCAUUUAUGGCAGACCUGGCUUCCCACCAAGGGUGGCUAGAUAGUAUCGAUGCGGAAGGGAAGCAGCUGAUGGAGGAGAAGACCCAGUAUACAGGCCUGGUGUCCCAGAGGCUGGAAGACUUGCACCGGCUCUGGGAUGAGCUUCAGGCCACCACACAGGAGAGGGCCCAGCACCUCUCAGCUGCCAGGAGCGGCUACCUGCGCUCGCAGACCCAUGCCGACCUCAACAAGUGGAUCAGCGCUAUGGAGGACCAGCUGCGGUCUGAUGACCCGGGCAAGGACCUGACCAGCGUCAACCGGAUGUUGGCUAAGCUGAAGCGUGUGGAGGACCAAGUGAAUGUGCGGAAGGAGGAGCUGGGGGAGCUGCUUGCACAGGUGCCCUCGCUGGGAGAGGAGGCAGGAGACACAGACGUGAGCAUCGAGAGGCGGUUCCUGGACCUCCUGGAGCCCCUGGAGAAGAGGAAGAAGCAGCUGGAAUCAUCCCGAGCCAAGCUGCAGAUCAGCAGGGACUUGGAGGAUGAGACACUCUGGGUGGAAGAGAGGCUGCCUCUGGCCCAGUCAGCCGACUAUGGCACGAAUCUGCAAACUGUGCAACUGUUAAUGAAGAAGAAUCAGACGCUGCAGAACGAGAUCCUGGGCCACGCACCGCGGGUGGAGGAUGUGCUGCAGAGAGGGCAGCAGCUGGUGGAGGCGGCCGAGAUCGACUGCCAGGACAUCCAGGAGCACCUGGGGCACCUGCAGGGCUCAUGGGACACGCUGCAGGAGGCGGCGGCCGGGCGGCUGCAGCGCCUGCGGGACGCCAGUGAGGCACAGCAGUACUACCUGGACGCAAGCGAGGCCGAGGCCUGGAUCAGCGAGCAAGAGCUCUAUAUCAUCUCCGACGAGACGCCCAAGGACGAAGAGAGCGCCAUCGUGAUGCUGAAGCGGCACUUGAGGCAGCAGCACACGGUGGAGGAGUACGGACGGAACGUCAAGCAGCUGGCCGCCAGGGCCCAGAGCCUGCUGUCCGCGGGCCACCCGGAGGGGGAGCAGAUCAUCCGACUGCAGGGGCAAGUGGACAAGCAAUACGCAGGGCUGAAGGACGUAGCGGAAGAACGCAGGCGGAAGCUAGAGAACAUGUAUCACCUGUUCCAGCUGAAGAGGGAGGCGGAUGACUUGGAGCAGUGGAUUUCAGAAAAGGAGCUGGUGGCCUCUUCCCCUGAGAUGGGGCAAGACUUUGACCAUGUCACUCUGCUCCGGGACAAGUUCCGGGACUUUGCCCGGGAGACGGGGGCGAUUGGGCAGGAGCGGGUGGACAACGUGAACAUCAUCAUCGAGCAGCUCAUCGACGCAGGCCACAGCGAAGCAGCCACGAUUGCGGAGUGGAAGGAUGGGCUGAACGAAAUGUGGGCGGACCUGCUGGAGCUCAUCGACACGCGCCUGCAGCUGCUGGCCGCCUCCUACGAUCUGCACCGCUACUUCUACACGGGCGCGGAGAUCCUGGGCCUCAUCGACGAGAAGCACCGAGAGCUGCCUGAGGAUGUGGGGCUGGACGCCAGCACGGCUGAGUCUUUCCACCGGGUGCACACGGCCUUCGAGCGGGAGCUCCACCUGCUGGGCUUACAGGUCCAGCAGUUCCAGGACGUGGCCAGCCGCCUGCAGAAGGCAUACGCUGGGGAGAAAGCAGAGACCAUCCAGAACAAGGAGCAGGAGGUGUCCACCGCGUGGCAAGCAUUGCUCGACGCCUGUGCCGGCCGCCGCACCCAGCUGGUAGACACGGCAGACAAAUUCCGCUUCUUCAGCAUGGCCCGAGACCUCCUGUCCUGGAUGGAAAGCAUCAUCCGUCAGAUCGAGACCCAGGAGAAGCCUAGGGACGUCUCCUCAGUGGAACUGCUCAUGAAAUAUCACCAGGGCAUCAAGGCGGAGAUCGACACUCGGAGCAAGAACUUCAGCGCCUGCCUGGAGCUGGGGAAGUCCCUACUGGAGAGGCAGCACCAGGCCUCGGAGGAGAUUAGUGAGAAACUGAAGCAGGUACUAUCCAGGAGGAAGGAAAUGGAUGAGAAGUGGGAGGACCGCCAGGAACGGCUCCGCAUGUUACUGGAAGUGUGCCAGUUCUCGAGGGACGCCUCUGUGGCCGAAGCAUGGUUGAUCGCCCAGGAGCCCUACCUGGCCAGCCGGGACUUUGGACACACGGUGGAUGGUGUGGAGAAGCUCAUCAGGAGGCAUGAGGCUUUCGAGAAAUCCACAGCCACCUGGGCAGAGCGCUUUGCCGCCCUGGAGAAGCCCACCACGCUUGAGCUAAAAGAACGCCAGACCCCAGAGAGACCCGAGGAGGAGAGUGGGCCUCAAGAGGAAGAAGGAGAGACAGCAGGGGAGGCUCCCCGAGGUCCCCAUCGUGCAGCCACUGAGAGAACGUCCCCGGGGGAAGAAGAGAGGCAGUGGCUUCCGGACCUGCAGCCACCACCCCCACCCGGGCCACAGGAGAAAUCCAGUGGGGAUGAGAGGCCCGCCACCGAGCCUCUCUUUAAGGUCCUGGACACGCCUCUGAGCGAGGGUGAUGAGCCUACCACGCUGCCAGCCCAGCGGGACCACGGGUGCAGUGUGCAGAUGGAAGGCUACCUGGGACGCAAGCACGACCUGGAGGGGCCCAACAAGAAGGCAUCCAACAGGUCCUGGAGCAACCUGUACUGCGUGCUCCGGAACAGUGAGCUGACCUUCUACAAGGACGCCAAGAACCUGGCACUGGGGGUGCCCUACCAUGGGGAGGAACCCCUGGCCCUGAGACACGCCAUCUGUGAGAUUGCUGCCAACUACAAGAAGAAGAAGCACGUGUUCAAGCUGAGGCUGAGCAAUGGCAGUGAGUGGCUCUUCCACGGCAAGGAUGAGGAGGAGAUGCUGUCCUGGCUGCAGGGUAUGAGUGCCGCCAUCACCGAAUCCCAGAGCAUCCGCGUCAAGGCACAGAGCCUGCCCCUGCCCUCCGUCAGCGGCCCCGACGCCAGCCUCGGCAAGAAGGACAAGGAGAAGAGAUUCAGCUUCUUCCCCAAAAAGAAGUAGCCCCUCUGGCACCCCGCCAGCGGGACCGGGCCAUGUAGGGACUGGCGGGGCGCCCGCGGCCUCAGCCUGGGCCCGGUCCUCCCCGCAGCCCACCGCCGGGCCCCUCGCUGCCUGCACCUGCCUGCUCUGACUGCGACCGACCGCCGGUGGCCUGGGCCCGCUGCGCCUCGAUCCCUGCCUCCACCCGCCGGCUGAUGCCUGCCUCUGCUCCCGUGCCGCCCAGGCUCCCCCGUCAAGGGCUGGGGGGGGAGGGCCCUGGGGCGGAAACGGUUUCCCAGGCACCUGCCCUCCCCUCCCAACCCCUUCUCCAGACCGAGGGCCCUCCAGCCCUCAGGCCCCACAGAAGCUAGAGAAGACAGAUUCCUCAGAUGCUGCCCACCAAAGCAGGUCUUGCUUGGGGCCACCUCCCAUUGGGUCACGGCCAGGGAAAGGGACGAGGACACUGGAAAUGCCUGACCUGCCCCGUAUGGGCAUGGGGAAAGAGCUUCAGGUAGGCGCCCAGGGCUCUAGCUCUAGGCAAGGGGCUGCUGGGGACCCUGGGGACCCAAGGGGCCUCUUCCCCCCUGGGCUUCCUCAGAACUGGGACUCUCACCUCAGGGGCCACCCCAUCCCUUCUCCACUCUUCCUCUCACCAAAAAAAAAAAAAAAGGGGGGGUUACCUCCCAAGGUCGGGGGGUCCUAAAUGCAAGGUUCUCCUGCUGUCUCCAGUGCCCUCUGCCACCACCAUGGUGGUAAAAGGAGGUAAGAGCUCUCAAGCUGGUCCUCUUAAAACAGCAGUUCAAGCCGCAUAGGGCUCAGAGGUGAAGGAGGCAGACAGACCUUGACACUGGCCAAGGCUCUGCCUCUCCACUCUGGGAUCCUCCCCAACUCCCAGCCAAGCCAGCACUAUCCAACUCAGACCCAGGGUCCCUUAGGGACAGUACAGGUCCCCAGAUAGAAUAUGGCUACCCCAGCACCCACAGCAAAGCAUCCCAAAGCCAAAGGCCCAAUGUGUCCUGUCUAGCUGCUACCAUCUGAGGGUACUGGCUGGACAGACAGCAAAGUUCAUGACCUAUUCUUCUGGAGGGGCAAACGGUCACACAACCCCUGGACAGCUGGGACAAGUGCGGGGGCCUGGGCCAUGAAGGUACAGCACACCUUGUUUGGCUUCUUCUGAAGGUCCUGGUCUCGGGUCUUGGGGAAGUCCCAUGGGUGCAAAGGCCACCAAACAUCUAACACCUCCUUCCCCAGGCACAAAGGAGCCCUGCCCCUUAUUUCCCCAGGGAUAGCCUUCCCCACGCUGUUAAGGUCAGACGUCUGGAGGCAAGAGGGCUCUCGUUCCAACAAGGAUCUCACCCACCACUCUGAAAGCAAUACAGCCCCAGCCCAGCAUCUUAACUGGGUUUAGGUCCAAAAGAGGGGUCCAACUGGGGGCAGCAGGUGUUUCCCCCUGAAGAGACCAUAAAAGUCCCUGGGGCCCACAGCUGCUGUUCCAUCACCUUCUCUAUGAGGAGCCUUAGACACACCUAGAUGAUUCCUCUGGAAGGGGGUGAGGUCCAGGUAGCAACCAACCACAGGGGUAGGCAUCCAGAGUUAUUAGGCCUUCCCGGGAGCCCCUAGUGCAGGCACAGCUUAGAGAUCAAUACCACCAUGUCAAGGGGAAGCUAACUUCAGACAAGAACAGCAAAAGGAAGUUCUCCAAUGGAGCCUGACAUCCCCAGAUUGGGUGGUCCCACCUUUGCAGCCAGGGUCUUCACUGGGCCCCUAUACGUCUAAUCCUACAUCUCUCUUUACAUCUACAGGGAAGCUAGUAUAUACCAUUUACCGGCCUCCCUCUCUAUCUGGGGAAACCAAGGCAGGAGGCAGUGAGGUGACUACACUCACCUGGCAAUGAAGAAGGCUUCUGGUCCAUCUGAGGGCAUGUCCUGCUCCAAGGCAAAUAGCACAUUCCUUACUGAAGAGCAGGUAGUGGUAAGAAUCUUAACUCCCUCCCCAGGGCCAGGCUUUAGGGAGACAAGGGGGGCCCCCCCCUCCCUUCCAUGUGUGCCAAAGUAGCAACUGAGGUGAGACAUUUCCAGCAAGUAACUCCAGUCCAAAGAAUGAAAGGGCCCCAAAGGAAGAGGUAGGAUUUCACCAGCCCAGGUCCUCCACACUGGGCAAUGGCAGCCAGCUGCAUGUGACCCGCCAGCUAUGGCCAGCGCCCCAGGCAUCCCUCCCAUGUCACACAGGCCCCAAGACACUCAACCAACGGCACUGAAGUUACAGGAGCCCAGCUUUGGGAGACUGUGCCACACGAGGCAAAGCUCCUGGCGCCCUGGCAAGGGUUUUCCUCUCCUUACAUUUUCUACUUCUCAGUCUUUUAACAGUAUUCCCAAACUAGGUUGACACAGCUCCAGUCCACACCAGCAUAACAGGCUUCCUCCCCAGGGCAGCUUAGAGGAAGCUCCUUCUGGGCAUGGUCAGGUGGUCUUCCUUCCCUCUCCCCUUCCCCUUCCUCCCCUCUCCCCUUCCCCUUCCUCCCCUGGCCUCAACUGACUGACUGAGGUGGGGGAAUGGAGGGGUCCUCAGGCUUCCCCCCAGCCCCCACAACUAGCACCCAUAACAGGAAGCUUGUGGAAGGCUCAGCGUCCCCACCACACCACUUCUCUAUCCUGCCUAUCGGAGGGCAACUAGGGUCCCCAAGGUUGGUCCUGGCUCUCUCUCCCUGCCCUUUAGCGGGAGGGGGCAAGGAUCCAGAGGCCCAUAUGGCCUGGUCCCUUGGACAAGCAAGCUCAGGGAGGACACAAGGGAGGAGGCAGCUCCACAGGACUGCAACCCUGUCGGGCACAGACCACGCGAUCUGGCGCUCGCCCUGGGGCCAGCCGGGCCUUGUCCUCCACCUGCUCAAAUGUGCUUCCACGAAUCAGAAAAAAACCCAUUUACUAGUUUUUCUAAUAAAUCAAUAAUGCUCCAUCUUUCAGUUA
This is a messenger RNA of Ailuropoda melanoleuca (giant panda), 9929 nucleotides long. RefSeq names its product spectrin beta, erythrocytic (gene SPTB). The coding region runs from base 7 to 6987 and encodes 2326 amino acids. The record is from RefSeq and is a predicted model, not a curated record. NCBI's taxonomy places the organism in Eukaryota, Metazoa, Chordata, Mammalia, Carnivora, Ursidae. Gene Ontology annotation, molecular function: actin binding; phospholipid binding; structural constituent of cytoskeleton. The transcript is spliced from 35 exons. Gene Ontology annotation, cellular component: spectrin.